AUGUUCAGGUUUCUCGACGGGCUGCAACGGGUGUUCUACGACAGCAUCGCGGUGAGGGAGGCGCUGGUGGAGCUUUGUCGGCUGACCUUGAAGGUGGAAGCGAUCUUCAAAGGGAAGACCUUCCUGGGAAAUAUGGUGGGUGCUUCCAAUGGCUCAUUUGAAUUAGGGAGAAUGCUGCUCGUCGGGGAUGAAGCGAGAAGAAGAAUGAUUAGUAUUAGGGAUUUUUUUGGUUUUGGUCGAAGAAGGAAAGAGGCGAGGGGUGGCCGAUUUUUUUGUUUUUUUAAUUAG
Molecule: messenger RNA, 288 nt
Organism: Linum trigynum
Lineage: Eukaryota; Viridiplantae; Streptophyta; Magnoliopsida; Malpighiales; Linaceae
Source: the annotation of a GenBank genome assembly